This is a messenger RNA of Fragaria vesca subsp. vesca, 747 nucleotides long. RefSeq lists its product as uncharacterized. The record is from RefSeq and is a predicted model, not a curated record. The coding region runs from base 55 to 729 and encodes 224 amino acids. NCBI's taxonomy places the organism in Eukaryota, Viridiplantae, Streptophyta, Magnoliopsida, Rosales, Rosaceae. The transcript is spliced from 7 exons.
GGCGGGACGCUUCAAAAAGGUUAGAACUGAAAAGACGCAGAGCGCCACUUCACCAUGGCGGAUUUCACGGAAGAGCUGGAGCCCCUUUUCGAUUACAGCCGCGUGCAGCCGCUUAAUGUCAUCUCCGUCCUCGACGACGACGACGAGCCGGAUUCUCCUCCGAGCAAGAAGGCGAAGACGGCUUUGAAUCCAGCUGUUGAAAAAGUUGAUGAAAGUGCGAAAGUUACUGUUAUUGAGGAAGACGAGGAGGACUGGCUCAUUCCUGCGCCUAAAGUUACUAGGCCGUUGGGUGAAGAUUCGAUCUUAAAGGCAUUGAGGUUACAGAAGCAAGAGCUGGCAUCAUUUGCUGAGUCGGCUGAAAAUGUGGUCCGAGCUGUGGAGGAGUCUGUGAGACAAGAACUUCUUAGUUCUGUCCAGACUUCACCAGAUGCUAUGGCUGCUCCACCUCCAAAGCCCCAAGUUGAAAGAAACAAAGUAGUUAUAUGUAUUCAAGACAAGGAUGAAUCCAAGCAGUUCCGCAUAUUCAUGGAUGACAAGCUUGAUCGGAUAUUCAAACUGUAUGCAGAUAAAGUUAAGCUUGACAUUCAGAGUUUAGUUUUUAGGUUUGAUGGAGAUAAAAUAGCUCCAGAUGCAACACCUCAAUCCCUUGGGAUGGAGGACGAAGAUAUUAUUGAAGUACAUUAUACUUCAAACCAAAAAGGUGUUUCUUCAACCAAGGCAACUCGAUGACUCUGUUUCCCGGGGGGG